AUGCAAACUCAAAGAGGCGAAUCUAAAGACUUAUCCGUAGUUGAUUCAUUAAAACUGGAAAAUGCUAGGCUUAUGACUAGAAUCGCAGAAUUAGAACAAAUAGUAAAAGAAAAAAAUGCGCUUGAGACUGAGCUAAAACAGAUUAUAGAAGAGAAUGCUGAGAAAGCAAAGUUAAGAGAUGCUGAGCUCAAUGCAAGAAUUAUGGAACUAGAACGGUCAGCAAAAGAAAAUGAAGAACGAUUUGCAAAAUUGGAGCAAAAGCAAAACAAUAACGUAGAUAAUUCAUCCGAAAAUGAUGUUAAUAUACCCAACCUUGUUAUAAAAACGUUAGAGGUUAAUACUCCUGCAUCCGAUAUAACUGAUGACGCUUUAAGUUCUGAUGUAUAUCAGGGAUCCCAAGGUUUAUCUUCGAAUAAUAAUUCUUCAGAACAGUCUAAUUCAUUAUAUGAUGUAAGAACUGUUACAAUCGAAACGAAUCCAAAGAGUUCAAAUCUGAACAUUCCAGAGAUAAGCUCCGA
This is a messenger RNA of Racocetra fulgida, 518 nucleotides long. The record is from the annotation of a GenBank genome assembly. NCBI's taxonomy places the organism in Eukaryota, Fungi, Glomeromycota, Glomeromycetes, Diversisporales, Gigasporaceae.